This is a messenger RNA of Mollisia scopiformis, 1163 nucleotides long. RefSeq names its product 20S proteasome subunit Y7. Gene Ontology annotation, biological process: ubiquitin-dependent protein catabolic process. The transcript has 5 exons. Bases 94 to 933 code for a protein of 279 amino acids. Lineage: Eukaryota; Fungi; Ascomycota; Leotiomycetes; Helotiales; Mollisiaceae. Gene Ontology annotation, cellular component: proteasome core complex; proteasome core complex, alpha-subunit complex. The record is from RefSeq and is a predicted model, not a curated record.
CUUUUCUCCAAAUUCCCAAGUGUCUAAAACUCUUUCUCGGUCUGCUAUCGUUAGGGGCUUCUCUUCGACAAGGUCUUACGAGUAUCAAAAGCUAUGGCGGACAGAUAUUCAUUCUCCUUGACCACGUUCUCCCCCAGUGGAAAGCUGGUACAAAUUGAAUAUGCUUUGAAUGCUGUCAACCAAGGUGUUACUGCGCUGGGUAUUAAGGCUACAAACGGCAUUGUCCUGGCUACGGAAAAGAAGUCAUCCUCGCCCCUCAUCGAUCCUCCUUCCCUCUCGAAAGUCAGUCUCAUCACCCCAAACAUUGGCAUGGUCUACUCGGGAAUGGGUCCAGAUUACAGAGUAUUAGUCGACAAGGCACGCAAAGUAUCGCACACCGGCUACAAGCGAAUCUACAAUGAAUACCCACCAACGAGGAUAUUAGUGCAGGAUGUUGCAAGAGUCAUGCAGGAGGCUACUCAAUCAGGUGGUGUACGGCCAUACGGUGUCAGUCUGUUGAUUGCUGGAUGGGAUGAGGGUAUUGAGCCGGAGUCCGAGCAAGCAGCAACAGCUGAUACGCAUCCUGACGAGAAGAAGCCUUCGGGCAAGACCGGUGGAAUUCUGAAGGGAGGUCCUAUGUUGUACCAGGUCGAUCCCAGUGGUAGCUACUUCCCAUGGAAGGCGACGGCUAUUGGCAAGAGUGCGACAUCUGCAAAGACAUUCUUGGAGAAGAGAUACACAGAGGGAUUGGAGCUGGAAGAUGCAGUCCAUAUUGCGCUGUUGACUCUGAAGGAGACGAUCGAGGGUGAGAUGAAUGGCGAGACAGUAGAGAUUGGAAUCGUUGGCCCACCAGCUGAUCACUUGCUUGGCGUUGAAGGAGUUGAGGGUGCUCAAGGACCAAGAUUCAGAAAGCUCAGCCCUCAAGAGAUUGAGGAUUACCUUACGAAUCUAUGAUUUUCUCUUCAGCAAUGCAUCUGGUAAUUUCAACGUUGUGCGAUCAUGGGCACGGUGUACUAUAGAAAUGGCAUAAGAAGACAAAAUGAAAGAAAUGAGAUACCAAGAUGGCGGAUUGUCAGGUUCCUAUGUGAUUUCUUCGACUAUCACCAGACUAUUCUUAUAUCCUGCAUGAACGCUAGCGAUCCGCUGACUAUCCUUUAAAGGCAGGAUAACCUGUUUCCAAGUCG